Molecule: messenger RNA, 1375 nt
Organism: Lutzomyia longipalpis
Lineage: Eukaryota; Metazoa; Arthropoda; Insecta; Diptera; Psychodidae
Gene: Elp4
Product: elongator complex protein 4
Exons: 3
Coding region: 274-1320 (348 amino acids)
Biological process (GO): tRNA wobble uridine modification
Cellular component (GO): transcription elongation factor complex; cytoplasm; elongator holoenzyme complex
Source: RefSeq, a predicted model, not a curated record
GUUUUCUUUAACUCCUUCAUCAGGCACUUGAAAAGAUUAAAAAUAAUUAAAUUAGAAGAGUUUCUUGUCCUUAUUUUGUAAGAAUAUCAAAUAAGGAAGAAUUUCUCCAACAGAGGCCAACAAAUUGAAUCUUAUAAGACUUUUUCCACUGAAAAAUAAACAUUUUUUAUGCUAAAACAUUAAAAAUCCCAAAACACGUGUUGCUGUAGUUUAACAACAGAGAGCGCUGCGUUGUUUGUUUGCCUCGCAAUUUUCUUGAUUUUCCCAGGGAAAAUGAGUUUGCAGCAGAGAAGGAAACUCGUGGCCAGCAUCGAGGGAUGCCGACCAUCAAUCCACAAUGGCCAGCUGAUGGUAUCAACGGGAAAUUCAUCCCUUGAUCACAUUAUUGGGGGUGGCAUGCCCUUGGGAACGAUUCUCCUUAUAGAGGAGGACAAGUACAAUAGCUAUGCAAAGGUUCUCAGUCGAUAUUUCCUUGCUGAGGGUGCUUUCCGGCAACAUUCCCUCCUCUUGGCAACAGAAGAGGAUAACCCCGGAGAUUUUGUCCGGAAGCUACCGCAAGUGGUUGAGGAGGUGCCCGAGAAGGUAGCUAGUGUGGGUGGUGAGGAUGAAAUGCGAAUUGCAUGGCGCUACAAUGAUCUGCCUAGAGUAAGCCUGGAGCAGGGAGCAAAGCGUGAUUAUCAUUUUGAUCUUUCAAAAUCCAUGCCCGCUGAGGUGCUCAACGCCUGUGAUAUCACAUGUGAGGAAUGCAAUGGGGACUUUGACAUGCUCGAGCGGAAGAUUGCGCAGAAAUUGAAUGAGAAUUGCUUCAGAUUGUCCGCAGAGGGUGAGAAGAAAUUGCUGAGGAUUUGUAUAAAUUCCCUAGGAUCCCCCUUGUGGUGGACCAGUGGAUUUGAGGGGAAAAUUUUGCGUUUUAUGACACUCCUGAGGAGCCUCCUGCGGGAUACAACAGCAGUUGGCAUGGUUACAGUGCCAACACAUCUCUUCCGGUAUGUGAAUGAGAAUCUCCUGCCCCGGAUGAGGAACCUCGUGGACUAUGCAGUGGAGAUUGAAUCCUUCACUGGGGCUGAAGGUGAAACCAAUGCAAUGUACCGCGAAUACCAUGGGCUCAUUCACAUUCAUCGAAUAGCUGCAGUUGAUACCCUGGCACACUAUCGUCCGGAAACCUUUGAUUUGGCAUUCAAAUUGCGCCGGAAGAAGUUUGUCGUGGAGAAGCUUCAUCUUCCACCAGACAUUGCUGAGCUGAGCGACACACUCGUGCCACGUCCGGGAAUUUCCUGUGGCACCUCUGUUGUUCCCGGAGCGCGUGCCCUGGAUUUCUAAGCCAUAUACGGGAGGGGAAUGAUCUGACAAUAAAGAAGAGAUGCAUGUGUCGGAA